Molecule: messenger RNA, 759 nt
Organism: Ustilago hordei
Lineage: Eukaryota; Fungi; Basidiomycota; Ustilaginomycetes; Ustilaginales; Ustilaginaceae
Exons: 3
Coding region: 1-759 (252 amino acids)
Molecular function (GO): calcium ion binding; monooxygenase activity
Source: RefSeq, a predicted model, not a curated record
AUGUUGGUCAAUCGAAACCAAGAAACUUGUCGUCAGGUCGAUGUCGACUCUUAUUUUGACAACACCAAGCUCACGUAUGGAGAUGCAGGCUACAAGGUGCCCUAUACACCUCAAAACACUUACAAAGAUCCCAACGGUGACCGUCAAGACUAUCUCGAAAAGACCAAGGGUCUCACUGCGAUGCAGAGGCACAUUGCCUUUUUCGACGGUGACUGCGAUGGUGUCAUCUGGCCUACCGACACCUACUUUUCCUUUCUCUCGCUUGGCUUUGGCUUGAUUCUCUCGCUGCUAGCCGUUGGCAUCAUCCACGGGCCGUUUUCGUAUCCCACGCUGCCGAAGAACCGCCACAAGGUGCUGAAUUGGCUGCCGGACCCAUUCAUGCGAAUCUAUGUCGCCAACAUUCAUCGAUGCAAGCACGGCUCGGACUCAGAGUCGUAUGAUCGACGCGGCCAGUUCCGACAGACGCAGUUCGAGAGGAUCUUAGAGGACUAUUCGACUCGAAACAAAAAAGAUGCGCUUUCAUUCUCGGAUGUCAUGGCCAUGAUCCGUGAGCGCCGAGACUUGAUGGACCCCUUUGGAUGGUUUGCCUUUAUGUUUGAAUGGGGCAGCAGUUACAUGCUUCUUUGGCCAGCUGAUGGCUACAUGCGCAAGGAUGACAUUCUCGGCAUCUUUGACGGCUCCAUCUUUGUCGUGCUUGCACACCGUUACAAGAGCGGACAUGGUGGCGGUGCAUUCCAGGCCAAGAAGGUUGUUUCAUAA